UUCUCCGUUGUACGCUCUUGUUGCAGAUUAAGUUUCUGUUUCUCAUAUAUAUUUUUUUAUGAUGCCUAGCGUCAAUCCCGACCAAUCCGACAAGGACUCCGAGCCCUUUGUGGAGGUCGAUCCGACCGGUCGUUAUGGUCGUUACACGGAGCUUCUAGGCUGCGGGGCAGUUAAAAAAGUUUACCGUGCAUUUGAUCAAGAAGAAGGCAUUGAAGUUGCAUGGAACCAAGUCAAGCUAAGAAAUUUCUCCGACGAUCCAUCGAUGAUCGAAAGGCUUUAUUCGGAGGUCCGGUUGUUAAGAUCAUUGACCAACAACAACAUAAUCUCAUUGUACAACGUUUGGCGCGACGAGGAACGUAACACCCUCAAUUUCAUAACCGAAGUGUGUACGUCUGGGAAUUUGAGGGAGUACAGGAAGAAACAUAGGCAAGUUUCAAUGAAGGCGUUGAAGAAGUGGUCAAAGCAUAUUUUGAAAGGCUUGAACUAUUUGCAUUCACAUGAGCCUUGUAUCAUUCACAGAGAUCUUAAUUGCAGCAAUGUUUUUGUUAAUGGAAAUACGGGCCAGGUUAAGAUUGGUGAUUUGGGGUUGGCUGCAAUAGUGGGAAAGAAUCAUUCAGCGCAUUCGAUUCUCGGGACACCGGAAUUCAUGGCGCCGGAGUUAUACGACGAACAUUACACCGAACUCAUCGAUAUAUACUCAUUCGGCAUGUGUGUGCUUGAGAUGGUGACCUUGGAAAUCCCCUAUAGUGAGUGUGACAAUGUGGCCAAAAUUUACAAGAAAGUAUCCAAUGGGGUGAGGCCUCAAGCCUUGAGCAAGGUUAAAGAUGACGAUGUGAAGGCAUUCAUUGAGAGAUGCAUUGCUCAGCCCGGUGCAAGACCGGCAGCGGCGGAGCUGCUCAAGGAUCCGUUUUUCGACGAAGUUGUUGAUGAUGACGAAAAUGAUCAAUAGUACUUAGGUAUAGAUUCUUGUUUUCGUAUUAACCCAAUGGUUGGUUUCCCUUAAAAUAAUUCUUUUUCCAGUAGGUUAAUUGGAUUAAAACUAGUUUAAUUUGUACAUAUGCGUUCACAAACAUACAUUAAGUUUGAAUGGGAGAAGAUUGAGUGUGAACUUUGGGUU
Molecule: messenger RNA, 1117 nt
Organism: Hibiscus syriacus
Lineage: Eukaryota; Viridiplantae; Streptophyta; Magnoliopsida; Malvales; Malvaceae
Product: probable serine/threonine-protein kinase WNK11
Exons: 3
Coding region: 59-949 (296 amino acids)
Biological process (GO): intracellular signal transduction; protein phosphorylation
Cellular component (GO): cytoplasm
Molecular function (GO): protein serine/threonine kinase activity; ATP binding
Source: RefSeq, a predicted model, not a curated record